Messenger RNA from Eutrema salsugineum, 2116 nucleotides. Its product is annotated as auxilin-related protein 2. Lineage: Eukaryota; Viridiplantae; Streptophyta; Magnoliopsida; Brassicales; Brassicaceae. The record is from RefSeq and is a predicted model, not a curated record. The coding region runs from base 195 to 1817 and encodes 540 amino acids. Gene Ontology annotation, cellular component: intracellular membrane-bounded organelle; cytoplasm; vesicle. Gene Ontology annotation, biological process: clathrin coat disassembly; clathrin-dependent endocytosis. The transcript has 9 exons. Gene Ontology annotation, molecular function: clathrin binding.
GAGAAAAAAAAAAGAGGAAGACGAUUGUUUUUCCAAUUCCUUCGAUUUCCCCUUUCCUUAUUCAGAUAUUUCCCCAUUUUCACGUGAGAUCCGGUGAUUUUCACGGGAUCGAUCUGAUAAGGAUUCUGUUUUUUAUCCUUCGGAAUUUUUUUGGGGAAUCGUUUGGUUUUUUUGCUCUUGAUUGAAUCUCCGAGAUGGAUGAGUUUGGUGUUCUUACGGAGCGUUAUGGGAUUAAGCCCCAAGGUAAAUCUGCUCCAAUGGCUGCUUCGAAGCGGUCCGUCAACAAUCCUAACAAUGGUCAAAGCUGGAAUUUUGGUCCAGCCUCUGGUUUAAAUACGACGAAAUCGGCGUCGUAUGCAUCUCAUAGCUCUCGUAAUUCGGAAUCUGGUAAUGGGUCUUUGUACGACGAUGAAGACAUUUUCUUCACCUCGAGCUCCACUAAUAGGAAUGGCGCGAAAUCUACUGGAUUUAACGAUUUUGAUGUUUUUGGUGGCUUGAACAAGACAUCUUCCGGUAAUAGCAAGUCGUCUUUAAACGACGAUUUAAUGUUCUCCAGCUUUGGGAAGUCGGGCAUGAAAACCUCUUCUUCAGCGCAGGGUUUUGUUACUGAUGACUUGUUCGGUGUUAUGCCUGGCUCAAAAAGCUCCGCUAGCGUUAGCAAUGAUGAAAUAUUUGGGUCAUUCUCUACAUCUACGAAGCAAUCUGGUGCCGUCGAUGAUUUGUUGGGUGAUAUGGGUGGUUUUGGUCCCAAAGCGAAGAUUGAAGCUGGUUUUGAUGAAUUGAUACCCGGUUUUGGUGGAAGUACUCAGACGACUACUAGCAGCAAGACUACCACGUCGAACUUUGAUGCUGCUGACCCUUUUGUGGUUCUAGAAUCAACCACGUCAGGUCUGUUCGUGGAUCCACUUGAAGAAUUUGCUGCUUCAGUCAGUUCUCAGGGGAAAAAACCAUCAAAUACUUCACAGACUUCUACAAAACUCAAGCCUCCGCCUAAACCAACACAAAAAGUGGACAGAGUUAAGGGUUCAGGAAUGUCUUCAAUAGACGAACUUGAAGACUUUGCCAUGGGUACUAUGCGACGUAGUGCCUCGGCUUCUGACACCGCUAGUAAAUAUAGAGAAGCUGAAGAUGCUGGAACAAAGAAAACAGAAUUUGGUGUUGAUGACCUUGACUCCUUUUUCAGCUCUGGGCCUCGGUCCAGCAGUGUACCAAAGUCACGGACGACAACUGAAACAACUCGCAAGCAAGCAGUCAACGUGCCAAAAAAGACGCCUAAUGGGGUUUCUAGUGUAAAGAAGCCUCCUGCUCCAGCAAAUCUAGUGGAUGACUUUUCUGCACUUUUUGGAGAGGAUCCUAUAUUUAGAGAAUUUGAGGAAAUCCCGGGGGAGAGCGAAGAACGAAGAAAGGCCAGAUGGGAUCGUGAACAGAGAACAAAGAGCCGUGUGGCACAAGCUGUAGCUGAUAUGAAUAACCGGGAUCAUCAAUCGCGGAUUGAGCAGGAACAGAGAACUAGGAUUUCUGAGACUGUUGAUGCUGAAAUAAAGCGUUGGGCAACUGGAAAAGAAGGAAACAUGCGUGCGCUGUUAUCUUCUUUGCAAAUCGUACUCUGGCCCGGAUGUGGUUGGGAGGCCGUUUCUCUGACAGAUUUGAUCACUUCUUCGGCAGUGAAGAAAGUCUAUAGAAAGGCAACGCUGUAUGUCCAUCCCGAUAAAGUUCAGCAGAAAGGAGCCACCCUUGAACAGAAGUAUAUUGCCGAAAAGGUUUUUGACAUUUUGAAGGAAGCUUGGAACAAAUUCAACAAAGAGGAGCUCUCUUAAGCCCAUAUGCUGCGGAUCUAGUUGCCCCCGAGUCUUUCGUUUCAGGUUUGAGCACAGUUUGCUUCCAGUAUACCCUGAUCCCUGAAUCAGGAAUGAUUACGUCUAGCAAUACCUGAUUAAGAGGUAGAGACACUUGUAGAGACUUGUUACCUGUUUGUUGUGUCUCUGUGUGCUUAUCUCUCUACACAUAAGUCUCUGAGUUUCCUUCAAUCUUGUCUUGUUUUGAUCUUUUCUCUCCUUUUUCCUCUUCUUUUUAACAGUAAGUAACUCGGUACUUGUCAUCUUUAUGUACACCCCAA